This is a messenger RNA of Onychostoma macrolepis, 1936 nucleotides long. RefSeq names its product biliverdin reductase B (gene blvrb). The transcript is spliced from 5 exons. Lineage: Eukaryota; Metazoa; Chordata; Actinopteri; Cypriniformes; Cyprinidae. The coding region runs from base 164 to 787 and encodes 207 amino acids. The record is from RefSeq and is a predicted model, not a curated record.
GCACGCUCCCUAGUUUCCUGAAGGAGGCGUUACAUACAUGAUAGCAGUGACAUAAACGUUGAAGAUCAAGAUUGCAGCAAAACACACUGCUAGUGACAGAGCGCGGGGUUUCAGUAAAAUCUCUCUUUGCACGUGGAAUUGACCGAGUGCAUUUCUACUCAGGAUGACUGAUGCUGUAAAAAAUGUGGCAAUAUUCGGCAGCACGGGGAUGACGGGGUUAGCGACCUUACCUAUCGCAGUGGCCGCAGGUUACAAUGUGACUGUGCUGGUGAGAGACGCUGCAAGGCUUCCUCCAGACCACAAGGCCUCCAGAGUGGUGGUGGGAGACGUUCUGAACAAAGACGAUGUGAAGAAGACCCUGGAGGGUCAAGAUGCGGUCAUCAUCAUUCUGGGGACAAGAACUGAUCUCAGUCCCACAACGAUGAUGUCCGAGGGAACCCGGAACAUUCUGGAGGUCAUGAAAGCCCGUGGAAUCCGCAAAGUUAUUGCGUGCAUGUCAGCGUUCCUCCUGUGGGAUCGUGCCAAAGUUCCUCCUCGCCUGGUGCCGGUCACUGAAGAUCAUGACCGAAUGUACACUGUCCUGAAGGAGUCGGGAUUGGACUAUGUAGCUGUCAUGCCUCCACAUAUUGCUGGUGACAAACCUCUGACGGAAAAAUACACUGUGACUGAGAACAUGUUAAAAGGAAGAGUUAUCUCCAAAUAUGACCUGGGCCAUUUCUUUGUCAAGUGCCUUUCCAUUUCUGAAUGGGAUGGAAAGACCGUUGGAGUUUGUGGAGAAUAUAGUUAAUCUACUCAGGGGCACUUAGUAAUUGUUGAUUUAGUCUUCACUGGUCAAAAUGACUUUACUUUUGCAGCAUCCUUAUUUUUUAUUUUGCUACUCAUGCCAUUGUAGAAGUGUCAAAUAACUCAAACUUUUUUAAAGUGCCCCUAUUAUGGAUUUUUGAAAAUUACCUUUCAUGCAGUGUGUAGCACAGCUCUAAGUGAAUGAAAACAUCCUGCAAAGUUUUAAAUCUGAAAGUGCACCGUGUGUAAAGUUAUUGUCUCUCAAAAGAAAGAGUCGACUCUGAAUCAUUCAAAGGAGUCGUUUUUAAAACGAAUCCCAAGCCGUUAUUGCCCGCCCACUUGUUGCGCACGCAGACCUGGUUAAGGCUAGAAGGGAUACGUAUGGAGCUACUGGGCAUGCGCACAUCAAUACAGCGUCAUUUAUGUCACACUGUACAACAAUAAUUAUUAUUUUUACAUUAUUGUAAGGGGUGGGUUUAGGGUUGGGGUAGGUGUAGACGUUAAUAAAAACACAAUCUAAUAGGUAGAAAAUUAAUUUCAUAGUUCGUUUCCGGUCGGAGCUGUAUCCCUUCUAGCCACAACCCGCAGACUUGGGAAAACUUGAUUUUCGCGUUGGUCUGAAUGAAAAUGCAAAUUCAUUCUUUGCCACUAGAUGCCGCUUUUGGAGAGUUAAAAGCUCACAAACACUUCUUUAAAUGAAAUCGACCAAUCACCGCAGAUUAGCGUCAUGCAAAGGAGGAGUUUGGAAAAAUGAAUCGUUGAGCGAAUCGUUUGGGAGUCGUUGAGCAAAUAAGGUAAAAAAUAAAAGCAUAUUAUAAGAAAAUGAAAGUGUUUUUGACCUCGCAUGCAUGUCAACCUGUUGUUGGGGACUCCCAAAACCAAAAUAUGAACCUUUCAUAACUCAUAAUAGGGGCACUUUAAAGGUACUGAUUGCACAUAUAAAGUUUUUUUGUAUUUUUUUUCAUAAACACAUAAACUGACCAGCCAUAAGUGUAUCUAUAGUUAAUCUUAGAAGUUUUGUUCUUACUGAAAAAUGGAUUGUAGGAGAACUCGCUGUUUGUUUUGCCUUAAGAAUCAUUGAAUGAAAAUGUAAUGUGCCUAAUAAUGUAGUCAUUUUAUGUUCUGUUUUUAAAUAAAGAUGUUAAUUUACAAA